UGAGACUGCACCACUGCGUAGGCCUCCUCGACUCGUCGCCUCGAGCCUCGAGCCUCGAGCCUCGAGGACCUGCCAGCCUGCCAGCCUGCCAGCCUCUUUCUGUGGUACCAAGACGUGACCGCAAACCCGCGCCCGCUACCACUGAUCCCAGCCGAGUCCGUCCCCUCUAGGUGCCGGGCCAUGGAGUGGUUCUGACCAUGGCCUGUGGCACGGCGGCAUGGCGGCAUGGCAUGGCUGGGCGGAGUGCUGGCCGACGACAAGCCGUGAGGCUCAUCUGGUCAGGGGCCGUGGAAGACUGGAGAGCCGAACGUCUCGAGACGGCCCCAGGUCUAAGCUUUCCACGUUGACCGGUCGCCCGCUGUUGCUGUCGUCAUUGAUUGGAGCUUUUGCUGCGGUGCAGACGACACAGCAAGACUUGGGACGAUUCGUAUAAUUGCUCGGCGGAGAGGCGAGAUUGCUGGUCGGCACCGAGCUCGGCUGGCCGGCCAAAUGCCGAGCGUUCCUGCAUCCAAAGCUGUGGUCCAGGAGCAGGAUUGAGAUCGCAUGCCAUGACCUGUGCACAAUGCAAGGUGCUGUUUUCCACCUGGUGCUUGCUACAAUAGGCACCCAGGUACCCAAGCUAUACGGAGUUCCCAGGAGCGAGACAUGGACGGCUGGUAGGCCAGGGCUUAAACUCCUGGAAUAGGCAGGUGGCCACGCCUUGUGGUUGCUACUUGCUGUCUCGUUCGGUUUGUGUCGGGCAGUUGCUGGCUGCCGUGUCUGUGAGGUAGAUAUACGGCACGAUGAAGGCACCGUCCGUGUCUUUGCGUCUCCGCUCGCUAGCGGUGGCAGCCUCACGGUCCUCACCUCGCACAUUCCCGUCAGCACCGUCAGCACCGUCCUUCCGUGCCUGUUCUGCAGCUUCUGCUUCUUCCGAGACAUCAUCGCCCGUGCUCGCACUCACCAGCGGCAGCUCCAAGCUCGGUCGCAACAUUGGCCCCAGGUUCAAGAGCAGCAGCACCUGGCCAGCUGUUCUGCCAUCCUCACCGGCGAGAAACACAGUCGCCCAGGCUGGCAUCAGGCUUUUCCACGGCCUCAGCAGCACUGCUUCGACACCGUCUUGGCACCAACCUGUGCGUCCCUCUGCCGCAGCUUGCAGGUCUCACCUUCCGACUGCCCCACAUUUCACCGCAACCUCGACGCGGGGUCACGCAACCUGUGCUUUGGCAGCAGAGGACCACCUCGGGAGCAUCCCAACCACAAACAUCACCGCAGACACCUUCGACAUGGGCGACAGAGACCUCUUGCCAGACAGCUUCAAGGCUGCUCACUACGACCUGAAGCUCACCAACCUUGACUUCAAGGACUGGUCCUACAAUGGAUCCGUGACCAUCGCUGGGAACAUCACCAAACCAACCAAGGAGAUCGUCAUCAAUGCUCUCGAGCUGAACCUCAGGAAUGUCAAGGUCUCCGCCGACUCUGGCAAGGCCAGCAGCUCAUGGAGCUCAUCCAAGAUCACCUAUGACACCCGCGCUCAGCGGGCCGUCAUCUCCUUUGACGCGGAGCUCCCUGUCUCCAAGGCCACCCUCACCAUCGACUUUGACGGCGUCAUCAACCACGACAUGGCUGGCUUCUACCGAUCUCAGUACAAACCCGUGGUCCCAGCUGCUGCCUCCGUCCCUCGUGACGAAGAGUUCCACUACAUGACCAGCACCCAGUUCGAGAGUACCGAUGCCCGCCGUGCCUUCCCCUGUUUCGAUGAGCCGAACCUCAAGGCUACCUUUGACUUCGCCAUUGAGAUCCCCACCGACCAGGUUGCCCUGAGCAACAUGCCCGUCAAGGAUGUCCAGCCGACCACCGAGGGCAAGCAGCUUGUGUCCUUCGAGACGACCCCGGUCAUGUCCACCUACCUGCUCUGCUGGGCUGUUGGCGACUUCGAGUACGUCGAGGCUUUCACAGAACGCAGGUACAACGGCAAGCAACUCCCAGUGCGCGUCUACACCACCCGAGGCCUAAAGGAGCAGGGCAGCUGGGCGCUGCAACACGCCCCCAAGAUCAUCGAUUUCUUCUCUGAAAAGUUUGACAUUGAUUAUCCUCUUCCCAAGAGUGAUAUCCUGGCUGUGCAUGAGUUCACGCAUGGUGCGAUGGAGAACUGGGGCUUGGUCACAUACAGAAUGACUGCUAUCUUGUUCGACGAGAACAAGUCUGAAGCUCGCUUCAGGAACCGCAUCGCCUACGUUGUUGCUCAUGAGCUGGCUCACCAGUGGUUCGGAAACCUCGUCACCAUGGACUGGUGGGACGAGCUUUGGCUCAACGAAGGAUUCGCGACCUGGGCAGGCUGGCUAGCCACCGAUCACCUCCACCCUGACUGGGAGGUGUGGCCACAAUUCAUCAAUGAAGGUUUCGAGACGGCCCUGAAACUCGACUCUCUGCGCUCUUCCCACCCCAUCCAGGUUCCCGUCCGCGAUGCGCUCGAGAUCAACCAGGUCUUCGAUGCUAUCAGCUACCUCAAAGGUUGCUCUGUCAUCCGUAUGCUGGCGAACCACCUUGGCGUCAAGACGUUCCUCAAAGGAGUGUCCAUCUAUCUCAAGAAGCACACUUACGGCAACGCCAAGACUGUUGCUCUGUGGGAGGCAUUGAGUGAGGCCUCUGGCACCGACGUCCCGGCCCUGAUGAAGCCGUGGAUUGAGAAGAUCGGCUUCCCCGUCUUGACAUUGGCCGAGGAACCUGGCCAGGUCACCGUUAAGCAGUCCCGCUUCCUAUCGACCGGCGACGUGAAACCAGAGGACGAUACGACGACAUGGUGGGCUCCCCUGGCCUUCGAGGGCAAGGUCGGCGCCGAGGGGGUCCAAUCUCUUGCUCUGACCAGCAAAGAGGACACCAUCCGUGACGUCGAUGACGACUUCUUCGUCCUCAACAAGAACGCUCCCGGAUUCUACCGUGUGAACUACCCACCCCAGAGGCUGCAGAAACUCGGGACACAGCUGGACCGCCUCAGCACGGAAGACAAGAUAUUUAUCACUGGCUCGGCCGCUGAUCUUGCCUUCUCUGGCUAUGGCACGACUCCUGCCCUGCUGUCUUUCAUCCAAGGCUUCAAGGAUGAGACCCACUACCGUGUUCUAAGCCAGGCCCUGGACUCGAUCAAUGUGGUCAAGUCCAUUUUUGGGGACGAUGACACCAUAAAGCAAGGACUCGAGAAGUUCACCCUUCGCCUGAUCGAUAACGCUCUGAACAAGGUGGGCUGGGAUAUCCCUGCUGGUGAAGACUUCAACACCAGCCUGCUGCGCAAACGCUUGCUUGUUGCAGCUGGGACCAAUGGACACCCUGGCGUGACUGAGGAGGCCCUGAAGCGAUUCUCGGCACACUCAGCUUCUCCCAAGGACAACCCAUUGCAUGCCGACCUUCGCAGUCCAAUCUACCGGGUCGCACUGAAGUCUGACCCGGCUGGUACUACCGCUUUCCUGAAGGAUCAGUGGUACACCACGGAUGCCGUCGAUGGCAAGGAGGUCUGCCUUACUAUUAUGGGCAGCUGCACCGACGAGUCCAUCAUCACUUCGACUCUAAUCCCAUUUGUGUUCAAUCUCUCACCACCAGCACCAGCCUCCGACUCUAUACCCCCUGGAGACGUGCACUACCUGUCGGGCACACUGGCUGCGAAUCGUGUGGCUCGCCCGCUGCUGUGGAAGUUUGUCAAGGAGAACUGGGACCAAGUGGAGAAGAAGCUUGGUGGCAACCCUAUCAUCCUGGAUCGCUUCGUCAACGUUACUCUGAGCAAGUUUACGACCUUCAAGGACGUCGAGGACAUCGAUGCAUUUUUCAAGGACAAGGACCGCACCGCAUUCGACCGCACCCUCGAGACGGCUAAGGAUAAGGUUCGUGGACGGGCUGCGUACAGGGAAAGAGAUGCAGAUGUACUCAGGGAGUGGUUGAGCACCAAUGGGUAUACCUCGUGAGCAGGUCGACAUACAUGUCGUAAACGUCGGGAUGAAUGUGUUAAAAGUUUAUGGAAUUAUCAUGAUUACCUGUGUACGGGUCAAUCUGACUAGAUAUUAACAGUGUCUAUUGGUCUGGA
Diaporthe batatas is the source of this 4051-nucleotide messenger RNA. RefSeq lists its product as uncharacterized. The record is from RefSeq and is a predicted model, not a curated record. The transcript has 3 exons. Lineage: Eukaryota; Fungi; Ascomycota; Sordariomycetes; Diaporthales; Diaporthaceae. Bases 783 to 3932 code for a protein of 1049 amino acids. Gene Ontology annotation, biological process: peptide catabolic process; proteolysis. Gene Ontology annotation, molecular function: peptide binding; zinc ion binding; metalloaminopeptidase activity. Gene Ontology annotation, cellular component: cytoplasm.